This is a messenger RNA of Lycium ferocissimum, 5103 nucleotides long. RefSeq lists its product as uncharacterized. The transcript has 4 exons. Bases 604 to 4374 code for a protein of 1256 amino acids. Lineage: Eukaryota; Viridiplantae; Streptophyta; Magnoliopsida; Solanales; Solanaceae. The record is from RefSeq and is a predicted model, not a curated record.
UAAAUUUUCAAGCAAACUUUAUUCUAGAUUCUUGUUUUAAUUUUCAAGCAAUAUAAAGACACUGAAGAAGCAUCAUGGAUGCCACCUAACCUGUAAUCCUGUUCAGCUUCUUCCCACUAUCUUCACACAAAGUACUGUAAGACAAAGAUAGUCAAAAGUAUCAUUAAUAAGAAAAUCAGGGAAAUGAAAUAGACAGAUAGAUAAGAAAUAAAGGGCCUUAAAUUAAGGAGAGAAGUUUUGCAAUUAUUGAAAAGUCCACAAACCCUAGCCAACCACUACCACAAUUCCAAUCAAUCAUCAAAUAUAGUACACUUAUACAAUAAUAAUAUACCAAAAGGAAACCACCAAGAAAAUUCACAACCAAACUCUCUUUUUUCUCACUCUUUUUUUUGUUCCUCCAAAGAAUACUCUUUUUGCUGUCCUAAGAACACAUAAAGGUUCUAUCUUUGGUGUAUAUUUUGGGUAUAUCUGUUGUUUUCCUCAGGGUGAUAUUAGAGGACUGAGAUCUAGUGUUUCAGAUGUGUUCUACGAGUUGAUUGUACUAGAGUGAUAUUUUCUGGAGAUAAAAAAGCUUUAGCUUUAGCUGUAGCUGAUUUUGGAGUCAUGCCAGUUUCUGGGAACGAAGAGCCUGGGGUUCUUGCCCGGCAGUCUAGUAACUCUUCGUCAGGUAUCCCACUUAAGAAGAGAUGGUACUCUAUGUUCCAGCCUCCUUCACCUGUCCGUGCUGAGCCAUCUUCUAUAUCUAAUGAAAUUGAAUCCAAGACCAAAGAUUCUGGCUUGGGCCAAGGAUCAACCUUGAAUUCCUGUGAUAGUACAGGUAAAUCCGAUACUUCCAAGAACUCUCUUCUGGAGGUAAAAGAAGAAAGGCCUUCGGGUGCAAAAGUUGACUCUCAACCAACUAUGCUACCAUUUUUAUCCAUAUCUCCAGAAACAAAUCCUAAUACUAGCUCCGGUCCUUCAAGAAAUGUAGCCAAUCAAGUGAAACCAGCAUUGGCCGAAAAAGUUGACUCUCAACCUACUAUGCUACCAUUUUUAUCCAUAUCUCCAGAAACAAAUCCUAAUACUAGCUCCGGUCCUUCAAGAAAUGUAGCCAAUCAAGUGAAACCAGCAUUGGCCGAAAAAUUAGGGAACCAGGAACGUCUAGGUACGAAAAUAGUGACUGUGAAGAAGGAAGUUAUUGCCAAACAAGGGGAAAGCCACAGUAAACUUGAACUUUCAGCCAAUUCAGGGCACUUUGAACUGUCAUUAGGCCCAAAGGAACCUCAUGUUUCUUCUUUGGUUGAUCCGAGUACUGAAGGGAGUGGCCUGAUGCGUGGAACUGUAAAUCCUUCAUUGCUUUCUCUGUCUUUGAACAAAGGGAAGGACAUUUCCCAGGACGGAAGUUGCCCGACUGGAUUGAAUAACAAUGAUGCUGAUGAUACUGCACGCACUAAUAGAUGUAACUGGGAUCUGAAUACUCCCAUGGAUUCAUGGGAGGGUUCUGGUGAUGAUGUUCCUGUUCAAGAUGCAAGUCAAGUUGAUCUGUUACCUAAGACGUCUAGUUCAUUAGAUAUAAAGCCGGCUGUUAGUUCUGCUUCUGUUAUUGGUGCUAAUAGUGAUAAAGGGAAGCAAGUUGUUCAAGCUAGUGAGCAGGAAUUUAAUUUUCCCAUCUCAAUACCUCCUAGCCUAUCAUAUAAGUCUGCGGAUGUGCUUCGUCUUAGUCUUGGUAGUACUUUAAGAGGGUUUAACUCCUCAGUACUGCAGUCAUUGAGUAAAGUGGACUCUAACAGGGUUAGUCCAAACUCGAGUUUGCUGAAAAAUCAGGCAUUGAAUAGAAACAUGAAUUCCCCCACUUGUAAAUCUGUUAAGUCAGAACCUGUUGAAGAAACCUUGGUACAAGCUAAUGAUGGAACUGCGUGUUGUCCAGCUGGAACAUUGGAGGCUAAUGUAGUAAAACCUGAAGUUCUGAGGCAGAAUAUGCAGUCUAUUGAGUUGUCAACUAAGGGCCCUCAGAAAUUAGUUGAGCAAAAACCAAUGAAAUGCGAACCACUCCAGGAGGUUAGCCCAGAAAUAUCCAUGACGUCAGAUGUGAUUGCGCACCAAUCAGUUGGAAGGGUUUUGCAACUUCAGGAGAGUUCGUCGUCUUCUUGUUCUUCUUCUCCUUCUUCUACGCUGCCAGUGCCUUUGACCCCUCAACAGGGAUGCCCUUCUAGAUUGUCUACCUGCUCAGACUUGUCUGUGAGUGGUGGGGACUUGUCUACUCCAUCCGAGUACUCUGUUCAAACCAAUGAAGCUAAUAGAAGUAAAGAUGCUCUAGAUCAGGCAAAUGCUGAUGUUGCUGCUAAAAAUGCAAACUUUGACCUGAAAGAAUCAAAUGUAUCCAGUGAUAAAGUGGAGGCAUCUGUUUCAGAGGGCAUGGAUAUUGGAGAUCACAAGAUAUGCAAAAAUACCCAAGAACCACAUAAUUUGGUUACAAGUGGUGAGGGAUCGGCAAAUGAUGAGGAGAAGAUAAGCAUAUCAGCUGGUACAGAAGAAGAAUGUUAUGGUUCUGAUUAUGAAUCUGAUGGUCAUCAUGCUUUUGCGGGACUUGUUGACACUGCCAGUGGGUGUGGCAGAGAGGAUGAGGAAUAUGAAGACGGUGAGGUCCGAGAACCAAUGAUGCAGUCAAUUGCAGAAGACCCAAUUGCUGAGCGGAUGGAAUCAGGGAAUAAUGAAGCUUCUUGCAAAAAUCAAGAAUCUCACUGCUUCAAUAAUGAUGAAAAGGAUUACAGUAUACCAGUUCAUACUGAGUCUAAUGCUGAAUUUGCGAAAGGCUGUGAAGACAAAGAUGACAAAAUUGAUCAUAAAGACGGUAAUCUGCAGAGUCCAUUAUUAGAUAAAGAGGAAACAACUGGAGAUGAUGAGCAGAGGCUUAUUAGCGCUAUUCAACAAGGACCAGUUGGUCAAUCGGGAAUAGCAGAUAUGCAGGAGGGAUGCGAAAAGGAUGUCUUAUGUGAUGGAGCACCUGCUGGAAGCAGUGGGGCUGGCAGAGUUGUUGGCGAGGCUAAUAAUGAGAAUAUUGUAAGAUCUGAUAUGUCACCAACAGCCGCAUCAUCUUUGCAAAAUGCUGAAACAUCUGUUAAUGCUAACUCCGGUAAAGAUACGUCAAAUUUUGGAGGCAAGAGCCGGAUUAUCAGUUUACCUCGUGCAUCCAAUGUGUCAUCUCCUAGUAGUUUCAGACCUUUUACGGGUAGGUCACUGUCUUCAAGAAGUGGAAGAGAGAGGUAUUCUGAUAUGGAGGAAGAGAAAUUCCAUCUACGAAGGAAUAGAGAUGAAACUUAUGCUGAUGGUCCUAAGUUUGUUCGAGAUAGGAUUCAGGACCGGUCAUUUGGGAGCUCAAGGGGGAAUAUUCAGGAUCGGUCAUUUGACGGCUCAAGGGGGAACUUCAUGCGGGGAAGAGGGAGGGGCUCAGCCCGGUUUGACAGUUCACGUAGAGAAUGGGAUUCUGGGCGUGAUUUUGAAAGCUAUGGAGGUGUAGCUGAUUAUCGGUUUAGACCUAAACGUAGAGCUGCUGUUGGGGAAUCUGAAAUUGAUCGUAAUGAUGGACCAGAUGGUCAUUUCGUUCGGGGUAAUAUAAAGUUUAACACAAUGCAGAGAAGAGGUUUCACUCGAAUGCGGUCUAAAUCUCCCGUUAGAUCCCGUUCCCCUGGCCCUUGGUCAUCUCCCCGGAGGAGAUUGACUGAAGGAUUUAAUGGUAUACCAGAUUCAUCUCAUCACAGGUCCCCAGCUAUGUACAGGGAAGAUAGGAUGAGGUCUUCUCCACGAACUUCUUUUACUGAAGAGAUAGUUCCUCGAAGACGUGAUUCCCCCUCGUAUACUGCUCGACGUCUGAAUGAUAUGAGGGAUGUGGACGCUGUACAGGAGCACGGUCAUCCGAGGUCUCUUUCUAGCAGAAGAAGUCCACCUGAUAGGGUAUUUACUAGAAGCAAUAGGAGACUUGAGAUUAUAGAUCGUCGGGAGAGGGCUGAUGGGGAUGAGUACUUUGAUGGGCCGAUACACUCUGGUAGAUUUUCUGAGCUUCGCAGUGGUGGAGGUACUGACGAGAGAAGGAAGUAUGGUGAGAGGCGAGGAGGACCUGUUCGUUCUUUUCGUCCUUAUAACAGUGAAAAUGACAAUUUCCGUUUCCAUCCAAAUGGUGGCCCUCGACCUUUUAGGUUCUAUCAAAAAGCUGAUGCAGAAUUCGUUGAAAGAAGUAAUACUAGGGAAAGAGAAUUUGAUGAUAAUAUCGAGGAUCGACCUUUACCUAGGCGAAUGAGAAAUGUCGAAGAGCAAGAAGGUGGUAAUUCUAGACAGAGUGGGCAGAUUUGGCAUGAAGAGGAAUUUGAUGUCUCAAGAUUGAAGAGAAGAAGAUUUUGACUUUAUAAACCUGGUGGAUAUCAGCAGCUGUGCCAUGGGAAACACUGUUUCUGUAACUUUUAGUUCCUGAAAGCGAAUUCUUGUUCCUUGCUGACAGGUACGGGUAAAUAUGCUUCGUGUAACUGAGGAACAGAGUCCGACUUUUAAAUGCUUCUAGACGAAUGAUAAAUGUUGAAGAGAAAAAGGGGACUCUAGACACAAUAAGGGUCUGGCGUGAAGAGGGGUUGAUGUCUCAUUGAGAAGAAGCAGAUUUUGACUUAAUAUCCCAUUGAACCUCGAAUCUUUGGGAAGUAUGAAUUAAUGCCGGUCUUUGCUUCAGAAAAAAGAAAUCUCGUCGCUAGUAGGCUGUCCAAGGAACGUGCUUUUACCAUUGCUGCCUGCUUUUUGUUCUUUUGGAGGAGGAAAAUACUAGUUUAAGAUGCUCUACUAUGCUGGCUUGAAUGCUAUUUUUACUAGUUUAAGUUGCUAAUAUGCAUGCUGGCUUUGUGUAAAGCUUCUGGUUUAAAUGACUGGAUUCGGUGGUUUUAACCAGCUGAUGAUGACCAGUUAGACAAACAGGUUGGUGAUGGGAAAUUGUCCAAGGUGAAUUAUGCAGGUUAAGUAUGAUAUAACAAUAACACCAUCAAUGAGAACCAAUAUCAUUGAGAUGGAUGUACAUACUACCUCAUUUGCAUCUCUUGUGACGUCGUCCCCAUUCUCUUUAAUGUUUUUUGGUCUAACCAUUCGGUA